Owenia fusiformis is the source of this 2048-nucleotide messenger RNA. NCBI's taxonomy places the organism in Eukaryota, Metazoa, Annelida, Polychaeta, Sabellida, Oweniidae. The record is from the annotation of a GenBank genome assembly.
GAAAAUAAGGAAAUGCUCAUAAAUUCUUAAACCGAAUAUCAGAUAAUUCUUGAUUAAGUUGUAAGAGGAUAUGCUUUGAAUGAAUAGGAGGAAGCAUGACUCUGACUGGUUUGAAACGUUCAAAGAAAUACGGAAGUAAAAUACGGUUAUAGCUACACAUGAAUGUGUGAUGACAUGAAUCCAACUAAAGUGGUUGAUUUUUCCUGAAUAAACCAUAAAUAGUUUAACAAAGCAAAAGUUAAUUAUAAAUAUGACCAAAAACAUUUCACAAUGUAUAUGAAAGGUGUUAUUUGAGAAGUAUAACAUAAGUUUUCAUGACAUUUGUCCCACAUAUUCCAAGAAAUUUGGAUACAAGUAACACAUAGCAAUCUGCACAUUGUCUGCAAGCGGAUGAAAAAAGUGUUACAUACUCACACCUAUCUUAUAGGAUAUACUUUGUAAGAGAAACGUGUUAUUUAAUUGUGACUUGUAAGGAUUGGUAUAAACAUAAGCCUUGUAAGUUCAUUUGAAAAAGCCUACAACACGAGCAAUAUACCUUGGAAUGUACUGUGGAACAGCUUUAGUUUAAUAGAUAACUAUGGUGAUUAUAUGCGAUGAAAAUGAUGCGAGAAGCAAUGAUGACCAAGAUAGCGAUGACUACACCGAUACAGCACAUGUUGACACACCAAAUGUGAAACGAAAUGAAACUGGGACUCAUUUAGUAUACAAUACAACUAAACAAACUGACGAAAGGCCAUUUAGGAACAUUCAUGAAAUACUAAUAACAAUUGGAAAUGAGGAUUAUAUGCCAUUGAUCUUUCCAAACAGUGUUCCCGUAUCAGAAAAUGAUGACAAACUUACUCGUACUCAAAGUCAUCAGCAAACAAACGAUGAGAGAUCCAUAAACAACAAUAAUGAUUUACAUGUUUCAAAAAAUGAUGACAACCCUGAUAUGAAUGACUAUCUUGAAAUCUUGGAAAAUGAUGAAAAUCUUUUAACUGAUGAUUAUGACCCUAUCGAUGGGUUGCAACAGGGCACAGUGGAAGGAAUCAAUAAUAUUAAUGAUCGUACUCAAAAUACAAAAACUACUAAUGAUAAGAUAAGGCCUAUGCCAGCCCUUCCAGAUUUAACACAUAUUCAAAAUAAAGGACUUUUUGGUACUUCCCGACACAAGCAAAAUGAACAUAAAUCAAGAGAAAGUAGGGUUUUAUCAGACAUAAAUAUGUACGAAGAAAUUCCAUACUAUCAUUAUGUUGGAACGCACGAGUAUGCCGGUGAAAAGAAGGAAAACGGAAGUACUUCAUAUAUCUGUAAUUGUUCCAAGAAACUUAGGAUUUUGACUUUGGCCUUUGUUGCAAUUGUAUGUAUUAUAGGGGCAUCCCUCGUAAUUCCAAAUACGUUAUAUGGAAAAGGGAAAGAUGUCAUACUUGGUCAACCAGAUGAAGUGUGUUUAGCGUGUAUUUGUCAAACAGAGGGUUGUGAGAGAAACUUAGGGCGCUGUGAGCAAGAUAGCGCUGGAGAGUGGAGAUGUGGACCCUUCAAUAUUGGCGAAGCUUAUUGGACUGAUUGUGGACGUCUACAAGGAGAGUUCCGGACAUGUACUAUGACAAUGGAAUGCUCUCAACAGUGCGUGCUAAAUUACAUGGCUAAAUAUAACAUGACAUGUGGUCAUGGCGAAAAGACAUGUGAACAGUAUGCAAAGCUACAUCACCAUGGCUCGGGUGGAGGAUGCAAUAAAACUGAUUCAUCUUAUUGGAGGGAGGUCGAGAGAUGUCUGUACGGUUAAAUACCAAUUGAAAUGGAUUCAAAAUGGAUGAAUUUAAGUGCUAUAAUGCGCAUUUGACUGCACACUGCUUGCUGUGUAUUGCAUACCCAAAUUUUUAUCAUUUGAGUCUUUUCAAGCUGAGGAUAGAAUAUUUUGGGAUGGUAAAAUAAAUAAAAUUUUGAUUUAGAAAAUGUGGAGCGGAAUAAAUACGAACAUAAAUAAAGAUGGGCUAUCAGAAUUCAGAAUUGAGUUUCUGUUUACUUUCUUUUCCAUAGAAUUGUUCCAUUGCCCAAGUGAUCGAGCU